This is a messenger RNA of Radiomyces spectabilis, 1160 nucleotides long. RefSeq lists its product as uncharacterized. The transcript has 2 exons. The record is from RefSeq and is a predicted model, not a curated record. NCBI's taxonomy places the organism in Eukaryota, Fungi, Mucoromycota, Mucoromycetes, Mucorales, Radiomycetaceae. The coding region runs from base 359 to 1057 and encodes 232 amino acids.
CACUGUGUACCCAACACGGUUUAUCGUUCCGCGAUCGUAUCACCUACGAUCCUUUGGGCAUCGCUGUAAUCACUGAGUCCUGUCUCCCCGAAAAGCGCCGGCCAGUGUCGACUUAUGAAGAACGGAAAAAGCUUCCUAGCGAAGAAACCCAUCGACCGACCUACACGCAGUCAAUGCUCGAAAAGGUGAUCAGUUAUUGUGAAGCGAGAAUCAAAUCGCUCGAAAGCCGUAUCCGGUCAUCACAGAAAAAUGCAAAGACUUUGAAGAGCAAGGUUGUUGAAACAGUGUACCCUUGUGGCAGCAGAAAACAAGCAAGCGCAUACCGAAACUCACAAGGCUGCCAAAACUCCAUACAACGAUGCGCUCACAGCCUAUCAAUCGGAUGAAGACUUAUCUCUCCAACGAACGAGCUAGCAAGUAUAGCGCACGAAAAACUUUGCAAGAUAUUGACUCGGGAAAGAACAAGAAGAGAAAGAAGGGGAAAGCUAAAGAUGUGCCACCACCGUCCGAUACAUGUCCAACUGUGCGAAAGCCAGGGUGUGAGAAUUCAGCGGCACACAUGAAGCCCGACCAACUCCCUUCCGACAAGCUCUCAUUCGCUGGAACGGAUUAUGGCAUUGUGACUCUUGCCACGACUAUGGCUGUCGGACAAAAGCAACACGCGUUUCAUCUCAAGCUUUUCAACCACUAUGAAAUUCUGGAAGAAGAAAAGCCGGACCUAGAGAUUGACGACCAAGAGCGUGGAUACUUUGUUUUUGACAAGCCAUUUACCAUUUCCGCCGAUCACUUGGAUUGGAGGACUCGUUCAUUUGAAGCGAGAAAAAAGCGAGAGAUGAAGAAGAAAACGGUAAGGAUGAGUAUCGAUGGUUAUUGCAAGUAUCUAAUCAUCCAGGCCUUUUUUCCUUUUUUUUUUGGUGCACGAUCUGUAAGACAGACAAGGGGAAAGCUGCUGCGAAGAUGGAAAGAACGCUUGCGAAGCAUUCAAUGUCAAAUGCGUUAUCCGUUGCUAAAGUGCUUGAAAAUCACAAGGUACCACAUCAUACAAAUGCUGUAUUGAGACUUCUGCUUACUGACUUGGAUUUGUAUUAGAUGGCGCAAUCAGCGAGGGAUGAUUUGCGAGCAUUUUAUCACUCCUCCGCCGAACGCAAACUGAAGAGAUU